This is a messenger RNA of Drosophila arizonae, 661 nucleotides long. It is a transcript of the gene Sf3b6, whose product is annotated as splicing factor 3b subunit 6. Gene Ontology annotation, cellular component: cytoplasm; nucleus. Gene Ontology annotation, molecular function: mRNA binding. NCBI's taxonomy places the organism in Eukaryota, Metazoa, Arthropoda, Insecta, Diptera, Drosophilidae. The record is from RefSeq and is a predicted model, not a curated record.
AAUCACAAUUUGUUUGGGUUUGAGGCCAGACAGACGGACCAAUAAAUUUUAAACAAAGGACCACGUUUCAGGACAUUCAUCCCGAGGUCAACAAGCAGCAGACUCAAGCCAGACGGUUAAGUGAAAGUUUUUCUGCUGCCAGUCGCAUUUCAAGAGCAGCAGCGACCAGACAUGAAUAAGCGCAACAACAUACGGCUGCCGCCGGAGGUGAAUCGGCUGCUGUAUGUGCGUAAUUUGCCAUACAAAAUCACAUCAGACGAAAUGUACGAUAUAUUUGGCAAAUUUGGUGCUAUUCGUCAGAUACGCGUUGGCAAUACGCCGGAGACACGCGGCACUGCGUUCGUUGUCUACGAAGACAUUUUCGACGCCAAAAAUGCAUGCGACCAUCUGUCCGGCUUCAAUGUGUGCAACCGCUACCUCGUCGUUCUCUACUACCAGUCCAACAAGGCCUUCAAGCGUGUGGACGUGGACAAGAAACAAGAGGAGCUCAACAACAUCAAGUCCAAGUACAAUUUGAAGACGCCGGAGGCAUCCUAAGAUCAUAAGAAUGCUAUGCAGUAGUUGCACGUCGUAAAUGGUUCAUUGAACUCUUUCCAAUUUUGUACAAUUUUACCAAUGCUCAAAAACUGCUUUAGAACCAAAAUUUGCUAAACUAUUUGUC